CCCCCCCCCCCCCAAUUCAGCAUCAUCCCCGUGAGCAGGCUCUCACAAUCUCCCAGGACGGGGCUGAGGCAGAGUCUUCGCUCUAUUCUCCCUAACUGUCCCUUCUUCCUUCCCCUUUGCCACUUAGCAGUUAUCCCCAGCCAUGCCUUCUCCCUCUUUCCCUUGCCCUGACAUAUAUUGUGCCUUAUUUAUGCUGCAAAUAUAACAUUAAACUAUCGAGAGAACCACUGUUAUGUCUGAUACUUCAGUACUCUGAUCUACACAUCUCAUUAUCCACUCUCUGGGAAACCAUUGGACUUCCAUGUCAGAUUUUCCUCACUCUCCCAUUCCUUUGAACAAAAGGAGCCAAUAUUCUUAUCCCUCCUUUUUAUGCAGUAAAGACAGUCUAGAGAAGGUGGGUGGUUUAUGUAAAUUAUAUAACAGAAAGCACAGGGGCCAGCGCUCAGAUCUGUGCAGGAGACAAGGGCCCUCAUCAGAGCCCUCACUAGAGGACUUGUGUGGCUCUGUGAGGGUGAGGGGUGGCAUGGUGUUCAAAGGCAAGUGUCCUCUUCUUACCUUUCAGUGUUUUGUCCCCACCCAUUCCCAACAAUUAAAAAAAAAAAAGCGUACAACGUGACGGGAAUACACAGAAACCAGAAGAAAAGCUUUCUAUGAUUCUGAGUUCUAGGGUGUGGGGGCACUGGUUAGAAGCAGGUAAGAGAGUUGUCAAGACAAAGAGGUAAUACUUAGGAACCAUAUGAGUACGGAGGUGUAGGGCAGUUGCUACUAAUUGCACCUGUGUAUUCCUCAAUAAUUAUCACGAGGAGAGUAAGCCAGACUGAAGAACUUAACCAGGAAGUAGCAGGUACCUCUGAGGAUUUCCCAGUAGGAGAGAAAUUAUCUAAGAAGCUUUCUGUGGCUGAUGUUUGGUAUAAUUGACACAAGUAAGGAAACUGAGUCUCCUUAGGGGUCUCUUAGGUAGUGAUCUUCAUUGUAUUGUGGUCAGGAACACGUGGGGGUCCAGAGAAGGGUAAGAAAGGGAGUUACUGAAGGCCAGAUACUAAAACCGAGAUUAAGAGAGUUGGGAGGUGGAGAUAAAAGCGGGGCAGUUUCCCAUGUUAGCAGAAUUAAUCCAUUUCAACUACUAACCAAAGGAGAGACCAGUCACCCCUAUCCUGGACACAGGAAGCCAGCUAGAUACUCCUCCUUUCUUGAUGCAGCCUCAGCUCAGACUGUUGUGCUUGGUAAUCAGAAAAAUAGUAGAGGGAGAAGCAGCAGAGUGGUAAACAUUCACUGAGCGUCUGCUUUGUGCUAGAUGGAACGCUAGAUGCUUUGCAUCAUUUAUUGUUCACAGCAGCUUCUUGGUAAGAGGAGUAGUUGCCUCAUUUUAUUGAUGACGAAGUGAGGUUAGGUUAAGAUACUUGCCAAAGGCACACAUGAAGUGCCAGGGGCUGGGAUUAAAACUGAGUUCUGUCUGACUCUAGAGCCACUCUUUGCAGUGCCCCACCCACCCUCUGCUCCUCUGGACUUCAGUCAGAUGAGAGCACAGGGACCUCACUGUGGGGCAGGAUCCACUUCCCACAGAAGAGCCAUCUACUUAUGAUUUUAGCACUCCAUUUUUAGAAGUAGUGAAACUAGAAGAUAUAAUGAGGAAUGUUAGGUUCUGUGCUUGGGACCAGCCAUGAGACAUAGCUUACAGAAAGGUUCACCCUAGUUUAGGUUGCAUGAAUGGAAAUGUAUCUAGAACGUCCAGAUCACAACCUGCUCCGAUCUGUCUACCCCAAGUACAAAUUGGUUUAUAAAUGCCUUACUUGAAAGAGGUGGGGGUGGACGGAACAUGUCCCCUUGAACAAAAAAAAAGACUACAGAGUAAAAUGAAGUGUCUUCAAACCUGAGAAAGGCUUGUAUACAUCAAAGAAUCCAGAGAUGUUCUGUGAGACAAUGAGGCAAACUAAGACCCCCCCCCGGUGGAGGCCACAAGGAGACGGAAACCAGCUCAGUGCAAGGAUAAAUCUGUCUGGAGACUCUCAGGAGAUGGUAAGUUCCUGGGACUCACGUGUAUGAGGCUCCUCACGCCAGUGUUUUCAGGACACUUGCUUUGUGUCAAAUCUUGUACUUAAUGGAUGACCAAAUAGUAUCUCAAAUAAUGCUUACCCUAGGAAGUAGUUCAUUUUAAUGUUGCCGUGUUUUAGGUGACAAAACUGUAGUUUAGAGAGGUAGACAGCUUGCCCGAGGCUGAUUCAUAGGCUACAGAACCACUCUGCAUGGAUCUAGGAUCAGAUGGGAAAGGGCACCGGAGGACCUUGAAGGACCCCUUCCUGGGAGUCAGGUCUUUCCCAAGGCUGAUUCUAGUCUCCUGCCCCAGUAGGUCACAGCCAGGCGAAGGUGGGGGUGACUAGAGGGAGGUGGACAGAAAAAUAGUCCCACUCCAGUGUUCUGCCCCUGCCUGUCUGGAACUCCUUAAAAUCAGGACCUUAGAUCCUCCAUCCGUCUGACUCUUCAUAGAGCUCUAUUCCAGAAAAAGGAAAUGGCUGGACCUGGCAGUGUGGAGCUGUGACCACAGGGUGGCAGCAGUGCCCCAGCUGCAGAGGAUGGCUCCCUAGGCCCAGGUGAGGCAGGUCCUAAGCCGUUCUCCGGAGUGAAGAUGGAGUUCAUCUACAAGGAUUUCUUUUAGCUUCCUUAUGUAUCUAACUUUUCUUUCCACAGGCAAAUCUCAGAGUAGUGACUCCCUUUGUAACCCUCCAAGAGGCACAUUUGAAACAGGUGCGAAUGGGCUGGGUGACCCUGACUGCAACCCCAGCCAGGGGAGAAAGCAGGCUGUGUCAUCCCGACCGACUCUGACCUGGGCUCUUUCCCCCACUCUCUCUGUUUCAGGACACAAUACCUACCUAGCCCUUCCUGACAGGACUUUAUUUAUGCUUUUAUUCUAUAAGUUAGAAAAGAGAGGAGGUGAUCAAUUGGAGCUCUCCAACCUGUUGAGGGAUUGGGCGUUCUUAAACGCCCCCUAGGGCCUGGCUCUGACAAAGCAUCUGCAAUUAAUGAUGCUUCUUGAGCUCUGGAGACAGGAUUUAUGCAUCUAAUAAAGUCUGUAACUUCAGGCUUAGGGGCUGGGAGCAGGAAAUCCCGGAGGGGCCAUGGGAGGGGAUCCCAGGGGCUCUUAAUGGAGCAGUGCAUUUCCAUUGCCUGCUCUGUAUUUCCCCUCAGGCUGCUGUGGGGUGGGGGACAGGGGCACAGCAGGUAUAAGAGGCAGAGGUGGCUGUCGGAAGGCAGAUGACAGCAUGGAUUCCAGGCAGGCAGCAGUGCUGCUGGUGGUGCUGCUUUUAAUAACAGACUGGGGCCACGCUGGAGAACCAAGCGACCUGGAUGGAGGUCAGAUCUUCACGGAGGAAGACCCUGGACCCCUCCCAGCACAAGAUUCUGAGACCACUAGGUCACUCUUGCUCUCCCUGCUCCAGACCAUGCAGAGACCCAGCCGGAGCUCAGCCUUCCUGUUUCAGCCCCAGAGGUUCGGCAGAAACACCUGGGGCUCCUGGAGGAACAAACGGCUGAGCACCCGAGCUGGGGAGGGGCUGAGCUCCCUGUUCUGGAGUCUGGCUGCCCCUCAGCGCUUUGGGAAGAAAUGACAAGUCAUCAUCCCUUGAUAUGUUUGCAUGCAAGGCCCACACCCAAAAAUGCAUGUGUGCCCCGCCCCAUCAAAUAAAGCUGCCUGGCUUCU
Phyllostomus discolor (pale spear-nosed bat) is the source of this 3694-nucleotide messenger RNA. RefSeq names its product neuropeptide FF-amide peptide precursor (gene NPFF). Gene Ontology annotation, biological process: excitatory postsynaptic potential. The transcript has 3 exons. Bases 3258 to 3602 code for a protein of 114 amino acids. Lineage: Eukaryota; Metazoa; Chordata; Mammalia; Chiroptera; Phyllostomidae. Gene Ontology annotation, cellular component: perikaryon; dendrite; axon terminus. The record is from RefSeq and is a predicted model, not a curated record. Gene Ontology annotation, molecular function: G protein-coupled receptor binding; neuropeptide hormone activity.